Oncorhynchus masou masou (cherry salmon) is the source of this 1630-nucleotide messenger RNA. Its product is annotated as dachshund homolog 1-like. The annotation marks the transcript as partial. Gene Ontology annotation, biological process: regulation of transcription by RNA polymerase II. Lineage: Eukaryota; Metazoa; Chordata; Actinopteri; Salmoniformes; Salmonidae. The transcript is spliced from 8 exons. The record is from RefSeq and is a predicted model, not a curated record. Gene Ontology annotation, molecular function: DNA-binding transcription factor activity, RNA polymerase II-specific; RNA polymerase II cis-regulatory region sequence-specific DNA binding. Gene Ontology annotation, cellular component: nucleus; transcription regulator complex.
GUCUGGAACACCUCCCGUUCAUGAUGAUGUCACACCCCCUGAUCCCUGUCAGUAUGGCGCCUGCCUCCGUCUCCAUGGCAAUGAGUCAGAUGAACCACCUCAACACGUUAGCCAGCAUGGCCUCUGCUGCCCAGGUCCACCACUCUACCCUCUCCUCCCGCGGCCGCAUGGUCACCUCCGUUAUAAAGGAGCGUGUUCGGGACAGUCCGUCUCCCUCUCUGGAGGACGGGAGGAGGUCUGGGAGUCACCUGUCCUCUCAUCACAGCAGCAGCAUCUCCAGCUCCCCAGUACACACAGAACACUCUGCAGACAGGACCCACGUGCAGCAGAACGGCCUGUCCUCCAGCCAUGCUCUGUUGGGUCUAUCUCCCAGUGCUGUGCCUGGUCCUAAAGAAGGAGAUGUGGCCAGCCUGGACUCUGGCCACGAAGCUAAGAGGAACCAUGUUGAGAGAGAUGACUGUGGUUCCCUGAGCACCCAGACAGUCAGAGAACCAAUCAGAGAGCCAGUCAGAGAACCAAUCAGAGACGGCUAUGAGAGGCUGUCGUUCUCGGGGCAGAAGCUUCCUCCAGGGUUCCCCGGGCCCUUUAUCUUCCCUGAGGGGCUGUCGUCAAUAGAGACUCUGCUCACUAACAUCCAGGGCUUGCUGAAGGUUGCCAUCGACAACACGCGUGCUCAGGACAAGCAGGUGCAGACGGAGAAGUCAGAGCUGAAGAUGGAACUGUUCAGAGAGAGGGAGCUCAGAGAGACACUGGAGAGACAGCUCACCAUGGAGCAGAAAAACAGAGUGCUGAUCCAGAAGCGUCUGAAGAAAGAGAAGAAGAGUAAGAGGAAACUUCAGGAGGCUCUGCAGUUUGAGUGUAAACUGAGAGACCAUGCUGAGCAGACUCUGCAGCAGACUGUAGCGGCAGACAGAGCCCUCUGUGACUCACUGACCCAGGAAGUAGACAACGGUAACCAAGGUAACGGCAGGACUGACGCAGAGGCAGCGAUACAAGAUGGAAGACUCUUCCUGAAAACCACAGUGAUGUAUUGAAGACAACAUGGAGAGAAGAGGAGAUGGAUUCGAGCACCAUUGAAGAGAUUCCAGGGACUUGCAUCAGUAGCAUCAUGGACGUUUCAGUACUCCACACAGUCAUAAAAGACUGACAAUACACAACACAGAACAAAUAAUCAAAGAGUUGUGAUAACAGUGUUACGUGCAAUACCAAUGUCUUUCACAGAAACACAAUCACAGAAAAGUGGAACUGAAGGAGAGAUUUUUCUACUUUAUUUAAACCAGCCUGAAUGCUCAGAGAAGGACAAAUCCACUUCCAAUUUUUGACUUGUAUUCCUGUCUCAAGUUUUAUAAGAUUUCAAUGUUUUAAAGCAUAAUGUCACGAAGGUCGGGUAAAUCUAGAGGUUAAUUUAUUACGUUAUUUCUGUACAUAAAUUGAUACAAUGUUUCAUUACAAUAUUUGUUUUUGCUGUUUAUUCUAGUGAUGAAAAAUGCCGGUUCGGCGUUGGCCAUUGUUGUAUAUCAGAGGAAAGGGGAAGGAUUCCCAUGGAAUGUUAUGUACAUCAAGGAAAGACAUUGUAUUGUGUAUUGUAAUGCAGUAGAUCAGAUAGAUGAAAAAAAGAAUACAAAACAUU